Messenger RNA from Drosophila novamexicana, 1368 nucleotides. RefSeq lists its product as uncharacterized. NCBI's taxonomy places the organism in Eukaryota, Metazoa, Arthropoda, Insecta, Diptera, Drosophilidae. Bases 57 to 512 code for a protein of 151 amino acids. The transcript is spliced from 3 exons. The record is from RefSeq and is a predicted model, not a curated record.
CAGCUGAUUGAUGCAGUUGGCAACGCCACAGCUGAUAAACAGUAAAAUAAGCUAGGAUGAAUGCUCUCAGAAAGUACCGCUAUAGCUUUUUGGCUGGCGCAUGCGCUGCCGGCGGCAGCUUCUUUGGCAAAUUGCCCAGUUUUCUCGAUGCACUGAGCCUGCUGCAGCCAAAUGCAAUGAACUCAGUCGCCGGCUUUGCGUAUGUAGAAUUUGCGUUGGUCCAGCUGCUGCCGCUUGGUUUAAUGCUCUGCUGUAAUGUGUGCAAUUUACGCUACUUUCUGAAGGCCUUGCAAAUGACCCAACAGACAUUAACGGCAACUGUCUUAACAGCCGCCUCCAACUACGUGUUAUCAUUCAUUCUAGGUACGAUCGUUUACCGGGAACCGCUGACUGCGCUGUCCGGCGUGGGCAUAACUCUUAUAUUAGCCGGUUUGUGGUUCCUAUGCGAUACAACGGACUCGAGAAGAGCGUCGGUCGGACAAAGAACUGUAGCCAAACAUAAACAUAUCUAGGCAUUUUAAAAUUAGUCUUCCGAAAUUGUUAAGGAAAAUUAGCACCUACGAGACUGCACUAAUGGGUCUGAAGAAUGUAAUUGAACUUCUAUUGAAAAUUGCAUUUUUCCGUUAAUGAAUAACUUUUGUUACUUAUAUAAGUUUCGUUUAAUGUCACUAAUUUGCAUAUAUAAAUACAUCAUUUUUGUUUUUCAUUUUUAAUGCACAUAAGUGGGGCAUAGAGUUUCUGCAUUUUUUGUUUUGUUUAAUAUACAGCACUACAUACAUAGUGUAUAUGUUUAUUAAAUACGCGCGCUUCUUGAUUUGUAGAAAAAAACAAAAUACAUUUGUAAACAAAUAAUGGUAGUAAGAGCACAAACUAUAAAUAUAUUUGUUUAUAGUAAAUUACAUAAGUUGCGUUUUCUUUUCAUAUGUUCAUCAUCCAUUCGCAAUGUAUUAUAUUAAUUCAUUAAAUAUAAUUUGUAUGUUUCAAAAUUGUUAUUUAAUUACUAAGACGUAUAAAUACUAUUAUUUUCUGUUUCCAUCAAUUUAUUAACUUGAAAAGUAUUACGUACUUUUCCAAGCUCCUUUCUCCUAAUUCUUCUGUUCGCAUUCAAUUAGCAGCUGUUUGUCCAGUGCCCAUGCACUUGCACUUAUUCUCUGCAUUUGUUAAUAUUUUACUUUUGUUUCUUCUUCUUGCUAUUGGGUUUUAGAAACCCGAUGCAUGUGUGUGUGUUUGUUUUUGAACUUUCCUGUAUGCUUGUAUUGUUUAGUUUGAGUGUUUGCUUUUAUAAGUGUUCUAAAAACUAGGUUGUUGUUUUGUUUUUAUUAAUUAAUAAUUAAAUAAAUCAUAAUUAUAUAGAAACAUUUGAUUGUA